Nerophis ophidion (straightnose pipefish) is the source of this 5437-nucleotide messenger RNA. It is a transcript of the gene igsf8, whose product is annotated as immunoglobulin superfamily, member 8. The coding region runs from base 255 to 2126 and encodes 623 amino acids. The record is from RefSeq and is a predicted model, not a curated record. The transcript has 8 exons. NCBI's taxonomy places the organism in Eukaryota, Metazoa, Chordata, Actinopteri, Syngnathiformes, Syngnathidae.
GGUUCGUGCCCGCCCCCCUCUAAUGAUUUUCACAAUGACGCGGGCAUCACUUUAGGACGUUAACCGGACGGCGCGGCGACGAAUACCAUUUGCGUUUGGAUUGAACGGCCGCUAUUGUGUGUGAGACCUGCCACUGACGCUCCGUGGCAGUGUCGGGAUGAUCGGUUGAUAGACGCUCCUUGGCAGUGUCGGGAUGAUCGCUGGCGAGCCCGGAGAGGAGCAACAACGAGAGAGUAGUCAAUCAUUAGCGGGAGAUGAAAAGUGCCAUGGCUUUGAUGAAAACAGCUGUACUUGUCUGUCUGCAAUAUGUGCUUCAGCACGCCGCCUGCCGCGAAGUAACCCUCCCCAAGGGACCCCUGUACCGCGUGGCCGGCUUCUCCCUCUCCCUGCCCUGCAACGUCUCCGGCUACGAAGGCCCACGCACGCAAAACUUUGAGUGGUAUUUGACCAGGGACGACUCCGGCGACAGGCAGAUUGGAGUGGUGUCCACCGCAGACGAAAGCUUUCCCUACAAGCCCUUUCAAUCCCGGGUGGCAAAUGGAGAGGUGAGGGUGGACCGUGACUCGGGGGACAAGGUACGACUGGUGGUCCAGAAGCUCCGCACAGACGACCAGGGGGCGUAUGAGUGCACGACGCCCAACACCGACAGUAAAUACUUUGGUACCUACGGUGCAUCUGUCGUUGUUAAAGUAAUCCCUGACACGCUCCAGAUCAGCUAUUCCCGUUCUCUCAGUGGCCAGCCCAUACCGGAGGGUGCAGAAGUAACUCUGACCUGCUCGGCCAGCAUCCGCUCCGAGCAGCUCACCCACCUGUCUGUCACCUUUGGGAAGCGAGGUGGCCAAGUGGGCUCAGAUGGCGGUGGCGCAGAGGCAAGCACUGCGCAGGAAAUCAUCUCCAUCGACAAGCUUCUGGGCGUGGUGUCGGGAAGAGCCUAUAGGAAGCGCUACGACGACGGUGAGCUCACACUGGAAAAGCGCAACGGGGAGGGCGGCCAGGGCGUGUACGUGAUGAAGAUGAGAGCGCUGCAGCCAGACGACAGCGGUUCUUAUUACUGUGAGGCCGCACAGUGGAUCCUGGACCUGGACCGCACCUGGCAGAAGAUUGCACACAGGACGCUGGACAUUGGCAACCUGACUGUUCAACCACUCUCUCAGUCUAUGAGUGUGAAGUCAUCCCCCAGCGGCCAGGUGACCCUGCAAGUUGGCUCACCUGUGCUGCUCAGCUGCCAGAUCAACGGGCUGCCUUCUGACGGCAACUCUGGUAUGCUGGUUCAGUGGAUGAAGACCAGCUCUGCGGGUGUGGAGGUGGAAGUGUGCCGUAUGAGCCCAGAGGGUGUGGUCAGUUGGGGCGACGACCUGAGCCGAUCCAGCGGAGGCUCGCUGGAGAAAGUGUCGAAAGGGAAAUAUUCCCUCAAGUUGUUCUCCGCCCGUCCCUCCGAUUCGGGAGAGUACACGUGCGUGGUGAGUGUGUACGCAGGAAGAAGGAUUCCCACUGAGUCUUCCGCCGCCACCAUCAGUCAGCGGUCAGAGGGCGUCACCAUCAAUCUGAAGAGCAAAGAUGUUGUGGUUGCCGCCGUGGCUCAGUUGCCCCGAGGUCCGCUGCUCAAACGAGGCAGCACCGCCACCCUCAUCUGCAACGUCACCGUGACGACCACAGGCCCCGCCCAGGCUCAGGUGCGGUGGCUGCGACGGCCCGUCCCAGAGAUUAAGACGGGUGACGCCGGCCCGACGGAAGCUGCCGCCGAGGUGAUCCCUGAAAUAGUGGCCACCCUCAUGUAUGACGGCGUGGUCAGCAUGUACAAUGGCAGCAGCAGCGAGGUCAGCGUGGACCGCUUGUCUGCUGACCAAUACCGUCUGAGGAUCCACGCCGCCUGCGAUCAAGACCAGGGUUUGUACGCCUGCCACGCCGAGGCCUGGAGCCAAGACCCCCAUGGAGGAUGGUACAACACCGGCGCGAAAGCGGAGUCCAACACCGUCACCGUCUACUUGUAUUCUCGAGCUGCUGACCUGCUCUUCAUACCUCUGGUGGCGGGCGCGGCCGCUGCCUUGUUAGUGGGCGUGGUCAUCAUCGCCACAGUAACAUGCUGCUUCAUGUCCCGCCUGGCCAAGCAGCGCGCUCACAAGUAGUUUGUUCGCCAAGACACUCAAAUGUCAAAACCUGUUUCUUUUUUUUCUAUGGGUUUUGUUUUUCUACAAAGAUGUAAAUGUUGUCUCCACUUAAUGAACCACUUUUGUGACACUGCCUGCAGCUUCUUGCCAUAUACUGAGUACUUCAAGUGACACUGCCUGCAGCUUUCUGCUAAAUACUGAGUACUGAGUACUUCAUGGCAAAGCUCUGAGCUCAAGAUGUCAACAUCAACGUCUUCCAUCUUCUUCCUGCAUACACUUACAUUGUGACAGCCUAGUUACUCGUACAUGGUGACAGCCUAGAUACUCAACUGCAGAGAGUAGCAGGCACGUCUUUGAAGCAAGCUGUGUGUUUGAAAAAGUUGUGUUUGAAAAAGUUGUCUGUUGGUUGGUUAGCAUUCUUACUCACGCUUUUACAUGUUACCAGUUUUUAUUUUCUUUCAUUCUUGCCUGUAAGGUUUGUACACCUGUGAAAAUUACAAAAAAAAAGUUAUCAUAUAUCACGUACCAAGUUAUAUGGCUCUUGACAUGCACGGCAGUAAAUUUGGCCAAAACAAUUUAGCAUUCUAAUGUUAGCAUGUGUCACGUACCAAGUUAUAUGACUCUUGACGUGCAAAGCGGUAAAAUUGGCCCUAAAAUUUAGCAUUCUAUUGUUAGCAUGGUUGCAUGCUAACAGUUAGCAUGUGUCACGUAACCAAGUUAUAUUAUAAAUAGUGUGAAAUGAGUUAGUUUUCUAAGAUUAGAAUGUGGGAUAUUCAGAAGUUUAUAUAUUACCUGUUUAUUUUCAGUGCGGAACCUUUUUUGGUAAUUUACGGAUGAUCUGGGAUUUUAAGGAACUGGGAAACAUUGUUUGAUAGCAUAAUGUAGCAUGCUAAUGUUAGCAUGUUUACGCAUUUUUUGGUAAUUUCCUGGUACGUAUUGUCUUAAAUCUCCAGGAUGAGUGGUUUGUUGGAACGGUUCACAUAAUCUCGCAUGUUAACGUUAGCAUUCUAACACUUUUUUUGGUAAUCUCCGGGAAUAUAACGAACUGGGAAAAAUAUUGUCUUAAAUGUCCAGGAUGAGUGGGAUGUUUGAACGGUUCGCAUAAUCUCUCAUGCUAAUGUGAGCAUACUAAUGCAUUUUUUGCUAAUUUCCGGGUAAUCCGGGUAUUUAAGGAACUGGGAAACAUAUUGGUUUAAAUGUCCAGGAUGAGUAGUAUGUUGAAACGGUUUGCUUAAUCUAUCAUGCUGAUGCAUUUUUUUGUAAUUUCCAAGUAAUCUGAGAAUUUAGGGGACUGGGAAGCAUAUUAUUUUAAAUGUCCAGGAUGAGUGGUAUGUUGGAGAGGUUUGCAUAAUCUAGCAUGCUAACUUUUGAGCUAAUGUCGCACCUUUUUAAUUAAUUUCGCAGCCGUAAAUUGUAGUCACAUAAUUUGAUACGUAACCCAUGCUAACAUGAGCAUGCUAACCAUCUAUAACUAAUGAGGCGGAUUAAAAUUGUUGCAUACACAAUAUUUAUUUAUUUCCCUGAAAGAUAAUAAAGCAAUCUGAUGUUAGCAUUGUGGCAAGAGUGUAAGACACAAACAUUGUUGCAUUUAAAGGGGAACAUUAUCACCAGACCUAUGUAAGCGUCAAUAUAUACCUUGAUGUUGCAGAAAAAAGACCAUAUUUUUUUUAACCGAUUUCCGAACUCUAAAUGGUUGAAUUUUGGCGAAUUAAACUUUCUAUUAUUUGCUCUCGAAGCAAUGACGUCACACAACGUGACGUCACCUAGGUAGUCAACCGCCAUUUUCUCAAACUCAUUAUAAAUAUCAAGUCAAAUCAGCUCUGUUAUUUUCCGUUUUUUCAACUGUUUUCCGAACCUUGGAGACAUCAUGCCUCGGCGGUGUGUUGUCGGAUGGUGUAACAACACGAUCAGGGACUGAUUCAAGUUGAUUUACGUAGAAUGUGCAUCGAUUAGCACGGCAUGCUAAUCGAUGCUAACAUGCUAUUUAGGCUAGCUGUUCGUACAUUUGUAGCUAUAUUUGCAUCCAGCCUUUCUCGCCAUCCACAUUUAAUGCCAAACAAACACUUACCAAUCGACGGAUUUAAGUUGCUCCAAUGUCACAAGAUGCGAAAGUCCCGAUUGUUUGGUCUGCACAUUUUACCGGCGAUGCUAAGGCAGACAUGGUACAGAGAUGUAUAAAUAUCCUGCAGAUGCAUUUCCAACGAUAAAGUCAACGAAAUCACAAAGGUGAGUUUUGUUGAUGUUAUUGAUUUAUGUGCUAAUCAAACAUAUUUGGUCGCGGCAUGACUGCCAGCUAAUCGAUGCUAACAUGCUAUUUAGGCUAGCUGUAUGUACAUUUGUAGCUAUAUUUGCAUUCAGCGUUUCCCUCCACCCACAUUUCAUGCCAAACAAACACUUACCAAUCGACAGAUUUAAGUUGCUCCAGUGUCACAAGAUGCGAAAGUCCCGAUCGUUUGAUCUGCACAUUUUACCGGUGAUUCUAAGGCAGACAUGGCCGAAUAGCGUCAAUAGCUAUUCGCUCAAUAGCUUCAGUUUCUUCUUAAAUUUCAUUUUCGCUAUCUGCCUCCAUACUCCAACCAUCCGUUUCAAUACAUGCGUAAUCUUUUGAAACGCUUAAACCGCUGAAAUCUGAGUCUGAAUCCAAGCUAAUGUCGCUAUAUCUUGCUGUGCUAUCCACCUGGAUAGCAUGUAUACCACUGGAUGACGUCACAGAAAAAUGGACGGUGGCUUCACAGAUAGCAAAAAUCAGGCACUUUAAAGCCUUUUCGGGAUAUUCCACAAUGGGUAAAAUUUUGAAAAAAACUUCAAAAAAUAAAAUAAGCCACUGGGAACUAAUUUUUAUUAAUUUAAACCCUUCUGAAAUUGUGAUAAUGUUCCCCUUUAAAGAAGUAUUUUGGGAGUAAACUGCAUGAUUUUCUUUGUUGGUGUUUUUAAUUUAUUGAUAUUUUGUAGCUGUGCUGCCAUCAAGUGACGGACAAACGAGUGAGUUUGUUGUGAAAUGUCACUUUUCUGUCCCUGCUCUCCUGUGCUAAAUCCUGAUUAUUCAUAUUGCUAAUGAACAUUGGGGACUAAAAUAAAAGACUACUGCUUUGCAUGGUGAGUCCACAUUGGCGUGAUGUACGUGCACGCCACAGCACAGCACAGCACAGCGCCGGCUGCUUUCCAUGCAAGUCACCGUUAAUCCCCGUCAUCACCCAACCCAGUUGUCUCUGCAGCAUCGUUGUCGCUUCCCAUCGUCCCUGAACGCAUCUUUAAAGACUCUAAUGGUGCCCUUGGCAAAUGUGUCGCUCCAUAACUGACUUUAAUAAAUUGUUGCAUUUUUGAUGUCA